Molecule: messenger RNA, 1056 nt
Organism: Dimorphilus gyrociliatus
Lineage: Eukaryota; Metazoa; Annelida; Polychaeta; Dinophilidae
Source: the annotation of a GenBank genome assembly
GUUUUGAAGGUUGAAGACCGGACUUUCAAAAUGGCCGCUUUCUCUGAUGAUGAAAAAAACCGUGAAAAAACUGUAAACGUUAAUGCCAACUACAAAUAUAACCAUAGUAAUGUUCCUUUUUCUAAAUAUGAUUUAAUGAGUGACGAAGAACGUAAAAAUGACUUGGAAAAGGUUAAAACAGGAUUAAAACAAUACACCAUCUUUAGUAAAGAGGAGUGCCUAGAAAUUGAAAAAAACAUUAAUCGAGUUGUAUCUAAGGCUGAUAAAGGCUAUUAUAAAAAGCAUACUGUGGAUAGAGCACCAUUAAGAAAUAAAUAUUUUUUCGGAGAAGGUUAUACUUACGGUUCACAGUUAGAAAGAAAGGGUCCACGACAGGAGCGCCUCUUUGAGGAGGGUACUGUCGAUAAAAUUCCUGAUUGGAUUUACAAAUUGGUAAUUAAUCGCCUUGUUAAGAAAAAUAUCAUUAAGAAAAAUUUUGUAAAUAGUGCUGUUAUCAAUGACUAUUUGCCUGGAGGAUGCAUUGUUUCGCAUAUUGAUCCUCCGCAUAUAUUCGAGAGGCCUAUUGUCUCUGUUACAUUCUUUAGUGAUUCUGCUUUGUCUUUCGGUUGUAAAUUCGCCUUCAAACCUAUCCGAUGCUCCAAACCAUUAUACGUACUCAAGUUACAAAGAGGUCAGGUGACAACAAUGGAUGGGUAUGCUGCUGACGAGAUAACUCAUUGUAUUCGACCAACCGAUGUUAAGUCUCGGAGGGCCGUGAUAAUACUUAGAAAGGUGAGAGAAGAUGCUCCUCGAUUGCGUUCAAUUUCAAUUCACCGUCCUUCAACAAAAGCCGACCAUAGAAAGAGAAAUCGGAAAGAUGACCUAGAUGAUGAUAUUUCAGAUAGAAAGAAAAUGAAACUAUGCAAAUUUGGGGGUUUAUAUAGUGAUAAAAUGGAAAAUAAAGCUAAAUCGAUUGUAAUUACGGAUAAAGUAAUAGGUCAAUUAUUUGGCAAACGGAAACAUAUAGAGGCUGGUGACGCUCAUUUCACGUCUAAUCAAAAUGAGGUGGAUGAAUAA